Messenger RNA from Impatiens glandulifera, 543 nucleotides. RefSeq names its product 8-hydroxygeraniol dehydrogenase-like. The transcript has 2 exons. The record is from RefSeq and is a predicted model, not a curated record. Gene Ontology annotation, biological process: lignin biosynthetic process. Lineage: Eukaryota; Viridiplantae; Streptophyta; Magnoliopsida; Ericales; Balsaminaceae. Bases 1 to 543 code for a protein of 180 amino acids. Gene Ontology annotation, molecular function: cinnamyl-alcohol dehydrogenase activity.
AUGAUGAUGUUUGCAGUUGAUGAUGUUCUGAUUUGGUUCCGUUUCAGGGAAGAUUCAUUUGAUUCUCGCGACUGGGCUUCUCGUGAAGUGCCUUCCCGUUACGCGAAGGCCUUCCCAUUUUGUGAAGGGCCUUCCCUUUUCGCAUAUUUAAUGAAUAAUUGCAUGCUGAAGUAUUUUGGACGAUAUUUAGACAUCAUGGUAUCAGAUGAACAUUUCAUUGUCAAAAUACCUGACAAUCUUCCUCUUGAUGCGGCUGUUCCUCCUCUCUACGCUAGAAUUACAACUUAUAGUCCUUUAAGGUACUUUGGUUUAGAUAAUCUAGGAACCAAUUUAGGUGUGGUGGGUCUUGGUGGGUUAGGUCAUUGUGCGGUUAAGUUUGCCAAGGCUUUUGGUGCUAAUGUGACUAUUAUUAGUACUUCGAUUAGCAAGAAGAAUGAGGCGAUUGAGAGGCUCGGUGAUGAUUCGUUCUUGAUUAGUAGUGAUCCUGAUCAGAUGAAGAGUCAUGGAAAGAUUGUCAUUGAUUUAAGGAUGAUGGGGAAUUAG